AUGGCGGCUUGCGGGGCAAAGGAAGGAUUGGAAGACAAUCAAUCUGGAGGGUGUGUGGGACUUUAUGCAGAGGGGCGUCCACAUGCUCAUCAACAUUCUCGAUGGCCAGAGCCCGAGCACAACUUCGAGUACUACAUGAUGCAUCUGGAGAUUCUGAACAUGCUUUUCAUUUGUGCUAUACGGCUAUCCAUCAGUACACAUCUUAGUAAUGUUAAUUUGGUUGUUCUUGAGACUUUUGCAGAUAGUAUGUAUUUCAAAGACGUGUGCUUGCAUGGGUUUGAUACUUCCCUUUAUACCCGAUUGCAUAGGAAAACAAGAUCAGAGCAUAAUUCUACUUGGCAUUGGUGGCUGGGGUCAACAGGUUCAGUGAUUGUUCUUAUACUUUUGCUUCAGAAGGAAAUCGCGGAUCAUGAUCUUGCGGAGCAGAUGGAGGAGCCCAUGGCCCAGCAGCUGGAAGCGGACAUCAAUGCUCUGGUUUAUAACAGGCAGCAACUGGCCCUGCGAGCAAAAGCCACUAUCCAUCAAUGA
Molecule: messenger RNA, 528 nt
Organism: Triticum turgidum subsp. durum (durum wheat)
Lineage: Eukaryota; Viridiplantae; Streptophyta; Magnoliopsida; Poales; Poaceae
Source: the annotation of a GenBank genome assembly